This is a messenger RNA of Osmerus eperlanus (European smelt), 2025 nucleotides long. RefSeq names its product transmembrane and ubiquitin-like domain containing 2 (gene tmub2). Gene Ontology annotation, molecular function: protein binding. NCBI's taxonomy places the organism in Eukaryota, Metazoa, Chordata, Actinopteri, Osmeriformes, Osmeridae. The transcript is spliced from 3 exons. The record is from RefSeq and is a predicted model, not a curated record. Bases 138 to 1091 code for a protein of 317 amino acids.
UGUUGACGUAAGAACGACUGUGUUUAUGUGGCCCCGUGGUCGGAGGUUUUUCAUACUUUGGGCUGUGGCUACAUAAGCACCACGGUUGUUUGUUUUCCAACAUGGUUUAAUCACAUUGCCAGGUCUUGAAGACAGUGAUGGCGGUGUGUGCACUGACCAUGUUGGAUGGGAUGGGCGGUGAGGUGACAGCCGCCGGAGGCGUCUUGUUCCUGGUCUUGGCCCUGGUCUUGGCUUGGCUCUCCACACAUGUGGCUGACCGAGGGGAUCACAUCCUGGGCACCAUCCUCACCGUUGGGGCUCACGCCUCCCUGAUUGGGCUUGGGGGCCAUGAAAGUUACGGCGGUGGACCUCCCAGUGUAGACACACCGGAGCAGCAAACACCUCAGAACGCCCAGGAGAACAAGCCGGAGGAAGGCCAUGCGGGGUCGGAGAGGGCCGACGGCGAGGGGACAGGGGAGGGGACUGCAGGAGCAGGUGCCGACCUGCUCUUGAACAUACAGAGUAAGAAACCUCAUCGAUACCCUUCUGAGGAGGAGGAGGAGGAUGAGGAGGACGAUUACGAAGAGGAGGAGGAGGAGGAUACAGACGAAGAGGGAGAUAAGGUCCUGAAACGGAGCCCGAUGAUAUCCACUGCCAGCAUCGCUGUCCGUUUGAAGUUCCUAAAUGACACGGAGGAGAUAGCAGUCCUGAAACCACAGGAUACAGUAGGUCUACUGAAGAGCAAAUACUUCUCUGGUCGGGAGCAUCAGAUCAAGUUGAUCUACCAAGGCCAGCUGCUCCAGGAUCCCAAACGGUCCCUGCUGUCCCUCAACAUCACAGAUAAAAGUGUGAUCCACUGCCACGUCUCCCAGGCGCUCAGGGACCCCAGCCCUGAGGAGGCAGCCCUCUCCGGGGCAGGAGCCGGCGUCAGAGCUACAGGUGUGGCACUGAGCACCAGUAGUCUGGUGGUGCCUGUGUUUGUGGUGAUGCUGGCCGUAGUGUGGUACUUCCGUAUCAACUACAGGCAGUUCUUCACUGCCCCAGCUACCAUUUCCCUGGUGGGAGUCACUGUGUUCUUCAGCUUUCUGAUCUUUGGGAUGCAUAGCCGUUGAAAGGAGAAGAAGCAUGAUUGUGGACUGGAUGGAGUUACAGCAGGCGGUGGAUAGCGAAGGACCAAACAAAGACACGGGAGGCCUUGGAACUAAUGCCACACAGCGGGCUGGGAUCCCUCACGUAGGGGUGUGCCAGUGUCUCUGCAUGCACCUGGAAACAGCAUUUUAUUAACUAUUAUACAAUGUGCAAAGUAUCAAUUAAUUCUGUGUUAGUUUAAAUUUGAGGAAUUUGAACAGGGCUGUGAUUAGCUUCUCAGAAAAAUAAUUAUUAAUAUGUGUCAACAGGGUAGUUUAGAAUAAUUCUCAUGCCGGUAGGUUAGAUUUGUUCCAUUAUGUCACAAAUUGUUUCUGGUCAGUUGGUUUCCGCACAAUCUUCUAGAUUGUGAAAGAAUAAUGCUUUAUUGUGGAACAUGGACACAUUAUUUCAUACGCUUUAUCAUAGUGUGUAUUGAAGUGGAGAAAAAAAAAAUCUUAAAUUAAUAUUUGAAUUUCUGGAACAUCUCAUAAACCAUUCACUGUGUGCUGGUUGUCUCUGUUCCAUUUCUAGUUCUGUGGUGAAGAGAAGGUGUUCUCUGUUACUACGGUAAUUGUUGCCUAGACUGCAACGACUGCCUUACUUCCAAGGCUGAUAUUUCUAUGGAUACAUGUGGCUGGAAUCACAAUGCUAAAGUUAUCUUGAUUAGGGAUACUCUAAAUAUUAUAACAUGCUGCAAUGGCUGAUCAUUGAAAUACUCAACAUUUGUUUAUGAACAGAACUAUGUACAUAUAAUGUAUUUACUGUAUAUAAAAUCUCAGAAGAAAUCGAAUGAAGAAUCUGGCACUUGAAGAAUCAUUAGGGGAUUAUCCCAUAUCAGACUGAAACAGUCUUUAGAGGUCUCUCUCCCCCCUCUCUCCCCCACUUCAGUGCUAACUGAAUAAAGCUUUUCAAAAUGAG